AUGGCCAAGGGCAGGAAACACGCGUACGGCCGUCCAAAGCCCUCUCUUACCAUUCCACGCCAAAAGUCCGUGUCCCGGUCCCCCUCAGCCAGCCCCAGCCCCACCUCCGCGUCCCCGCUCACCCCACGCACUCCGGCUGACGAGGGCAUCGAGUAUUUCCAGAGCCACCCUAGGCCAGGUGACGCCCCUGUCCCCGUCUACGAGCUCUGUCUCGAUCCAGAUGGCGGUCCCAGCAACGCCCUUUCCUACAUUCGUCUACCCCCAGCGUACACGCCCUACAUCUUGCGCGUAUCCAUUCAGGCAGGCACUCCAGCCGCCAAGAACGGCGUCUUCAAGACCAACUUUCCUCUAGAUGGUGGUGCCUUUGCCCGGGACCGAUAUGCGAAGCGAAAGCUGCCCCAGGAGUUUUCGAAGCCGAUCAAGGUCGAUCUGCCCAUCUCUCAUGCAGGAGCGUUUAUCUAUUGGGUCGAGUAUGACGGCGAUGACGGCAAACGCGUCAAGGGCCGCGAGGGUUAUUUUAACAUUGAUCCCGUCCUCACUAUCAAGGCCCGCACCCCCGUGCUAGACAAGGCGUCUUUGAGCGUCCUUCCGCCCGGUCAAGGAGCUGUAUUGCAGGACAAGACUGUGCAUCUGCCGCUCAAUGGCUUAUCCAUCCUGACGGUGGUGUCCAAAUGGAUGGGCCCAAUAGACGAGUGGAAAAAGUCAUUUGCAGAGGCCAAGGACCGCGGGUAUACGAUGCUGCACUACACGCCGUUGCAGGAGAGGGGGGAGAGUGAUAGUCCAUACUCGAUCCGGAAUCAGCACAAGUACGACGCGAGUCUGUUUGGGAAAGCGUUAUCCGAGGAGGAGGGCAGGAAGAGGGUGGAGGAGAUCCUCAAGGUUGCUCGGGAGGACUAUGGGCUGCUUAGUUUAACUGAUGUUGUGCUCAACCAUACCGCCAACGAUAGCCCCUGGCUCGCUGAGCAUCCAGAAGCUGGGUUCAGUCCCGCUAACACGCCUCAUCUUGCUCCGGCUUUGGAAUUGGAUACUGCUAUUCUCGAUUUCUCUGGUUCCCUCGAACAAAAGGGAAUCCCCACCACAAUCUCUUCAGAGGGCGAUAUCAACGCCAUUCUCGGCGAGUUUGAAAAGACUGUCAAGGACCUCAAUCUUUGGCAAUAUUAUGUUUUGGAUGUGGUCCGUGAAAAGGCGUCAGUUACCGCGGCCCUUUCGUCGGGAAAAGUCGAGGCGUGGUCAGGCCCCGACAUCAAAGGAAAAAAUGUUGCAGAGCUUGCCGAGAUUUUCAAGGGCGCAAACAAAAUCAAAGGGCUGGGGGCGUUCGCGUCGAGGUUUGGGGUCGGUGUGGACGGCGCGACUGCCGCUGGCUUCACGCAGGCUGCCUUUGCGGAUAUCAAGGACACGGGCGCGUUGGCCGACGCGUGGGGCAAAAUUGUUGACGUCAUUAAUGUACCCCUAUACAGGGAAUGGGAGGAAGAUACCAAAAUCGCGAUUGAUCAUGUCAGAAAUCGUGUCAAGUACACCCGGCUGGAUGAACAUGGCCCUAAACUGGGAAGGAUCACUAGAGAAAACCCUCUGGUAGAACCUUACUUUACCCGCCUCUCCCCAAAGCCAAACGCGGACCCUCUCGUUUACUCUCUCGCCAACAAUGGAUGGAUCUGGAACGCAGACCCUCUGCAAAACUUUGCCUUGCUACCAUCUAAGGCCUACCUACGCCGUGAAGUCAUAGUAUGGGGAGAUUGUGUCAAGCUUCGAUAUGGAUCCCAACCCUCUGACAACCCCUGGCUCUGGUCCCAUAUGACUUCCUAUGUCACCUCUCUAGCUCAAACAUUUGACGGGUUCAGGAUAGACAACUGUCAUUCCACACCGCUGGAAGUCGGAACGCGGAUGCUGGACGCUGCGCGCGUCGCGCGUCCGGAUCUGUAUGUGUGCGCUGAGCUUUUUACAGGAAGCGAGGACAUGGACCUUGUGUUUGUGCGUGAACUAGGCAUCAAUAGUCUGAUUCGGGAGAGCGGGAAUGGAUGGGAUCCCAAGGAGCUGUCGCGGCUUUUGUAUAGGCAUGGAGUUGGCAAGCCAAUUGGUUCCAUGGAUGGUGCAUGCAUGCAAAGCAAAGAGGAAAUCGCGAGUCCGACGGGAAAAGGCCCUAUUCGAACAGCCGUCGUCAUCCCGCUCAACGGUUCACAACCGCAUGCUCUGCUAUACGAUCUCACACACGACAAUGAGUCGCCAUUGGAUAAACGCUCGGCGGAAGACGCGCUUUCAACGGGGGCGUUGGUUGCGUUUAGCUAUUGCGCCGUGGGGAGUGUAAAGGGCUUUGAUGAUUUGUAUCCCAAAUUGCUUAACCUCGUCAAGGAGAAACGCAAGUACGAGCUUACUGGUGUAUGUGAGAAGAGUGGAAUUGCCAAAGUGAAGAGGGUUUUGAACGAGUUACAUCUGGAGAUGGUGUUGAAUGGAUACGAAGAGGGUCAUGUCCAUCAGGAGAAUGAUUAUAUUGUUCUCCACAGAGUCCAGCCUGUAACGCAAAAGGGGUACUUACUUGUAGCCCACACAGCCUUUUCAAAGGGCUGGAAAGGUCGUGGCAACAUUGACCCAAUUAAAUUGCGCCGUACGAAAGCCAAAUUUAUUCUAGGAGCCAGUCUCAAUGUUUUGGAUGGUGCCAUUCCUGACGAUCCUAACCUUUUGAAGGGGCUUGCUUCCAAGUUAGAGGAGAUGGACCCUGUGGUUGUUCCUCAAGGUCUUGAUCAUGAAGGCCCGUACGCUGAAAUUGUCGUACCGGAAUACUUCCCGCCAGGGAGCAUCAUGGUCUUUGAAACUCAACUGCAGCAGCAUGAUUCCUCACUCGACGCAUUCUGUGCUUCUGGUGCUCAGGAGGCAUUUAGUGAAGUCGAUUUGGUGGAUUUGAACGUGAUUUUACACCGUGCAGAUGUUGAAGAGCGGGACGCGACUGCGGGUGUGUUUGGCACUUAUGAUGUCCCGGGUUUAGGAAAAUUGGUGUAUUGCGGGUUGGAAGGAGACCUCUUGUUGCACGAAGAAACCCUGCGUAUUGCUUCCAACCAGGGUGCAUCUUUUGAUACCCUUCGGCGACUUACUGCUGCUGUUAUAGACUGUCAACGGUCAAUCUCACAUACCAGAGACCUUCUCGCUUCCGCUGAAAGACAGUUGCGUUACCUACACGACCAGGCUGAUCGCGUUCGCGACCUACAAGAUUGUCUGGCUACUCUGUCUCGCCGCAUUGAUAAUCUGGCUUUUACCACCUCUCUUAGCCCUGCUAUUUUGUCUGGACUUCACGCCCGCCUUGACGAUAUUCUCAGCUCUCCUCUCUUCUCCAGGUCCUCUACCCCAGACAGCUUACCUGACCUUGAACCCUCCGAUUAG
Messenger RNA from Psilocybe cubensis, 3369 nucleotides. RefSeq lists its product as uncharacterized. The record is from RefSeq and is a predicted model, not a curated record. The transcript is spliced from 8 exons. NCBI's taxonomy places the organism in Eukaryota, Fungi, Basidiomycota, Agaricomycetes, Agaricales, Agrocybaceae. Gene Ontology annotation, biological process: glycogen catabolic process. The coding region runs from base 1 to 3369 and encodes 1122 amino acids. Gene Ontology annotation, molecular function: amylo-alpha-1,6-glucosidase activity; 4-alpha-glucanotransferase activity.